Molecule: messenger RNA, 1608 nt
Organism: Blepharisma stoltei
Lineage: Eukaryota; Ciliophora; Heterotrichea; Heterotrichida; Blepharismidae
Source: the annotation of a GenBank genome assembly
AUGUCUUCAGAAGACGACUGGGGAAUCGAUUCAGACGAAGAAGAGUCUGAGGUUCAGCCGACUUUUAAAUACCACCCAGCACAAAUAUCCAAAAAAUACGAAAUAAUUAGUGAGCAGGAAUUAAACAAAAGCCAAAAAAGGCUAAUAAAGCAGGUAUCUGAGCUUUUGGGAACAAAUAUAUCAAAAUCAAUCGGACUUCUGGUCAAAUAUCAGUGAAAGAUGAAAGAUAUUGAAUUCCUAUUGGAAAGCGGACAUAAGAUGGAUUUACAGUCAAUUACAUCAGAAUAUUCAUUAAUCCCUUCUCACUCAUUUAAAAUUUGCAUUUUAUGCUAUCUCCCAAAGAUUGGUUUUGAUAUGAGAGCAUUAGAAUGCGGCCAUGCAUGCUGUGCAUACUGUUAUGCUGAAUACCUAAAAGAAUCAAUCUCCAAAGGCGUUUCUUCAAUUACUACUUCAUGCCCAAUGAAUAGUUGCCCACUACUUGUCCCUUAUGAGCUCUUUCAAGAACUUUUGCAUGAAAAAAUAUUUGCGAAAUAUAAAAAACAUUUAUUUGAGUCCUACUGCUCGAGUAACACUCAGUUAAAAUGAUGCCCUGCUCCUGAUUGUAUUUAUGGAGUUAUUAAUUACAACGACAAAGACAUCUGUUGCAAAUGUGGACUGACUUGGUGCUUCAAUUGUAAAGCUGAAGGACAUCGCCCUUUGGACUGCGAAAGCUUGAAAAGGUGGCAUAAAAAAUUGCUAGGAGGAAACGAAGAAGACUGAAUUCUUGCCAAUACCAAAAAAUGCCCAAAAUGCAAGGCUCCAAUCCAGAAAAACCAAGGAUGCAUGCAUAUGACUUGCAAAUGCCUUCAUGAAUUUUGCUGAUUGUGUCUCGGAAACUGAUCUGAGCAUAGCUCAGAAACUGGGGGCUAUUUUAAAUGCAAUAAAUUCGAAUCCCAACAAUCUUCUGGAAUUUAUUUACAAGAAGAAGCCAAUAAAGCAAAGGCCUCUCAGAAUAUACAAAAAUUCGAUCAUUAUUUUCAAAGAUACGCAGCUCAUAGAAAUUCCCAUGAAUUUGCAGUUGAAAAACUUAAAAAAAUUAAGGCUAAGAUUUCAUCAAUCAAGGAAAUGGCAAGAGAAAGCGGGUUUAACUUUGAUUUUUUGGUCGAAGCAGUCGAGUUGGUCGUUAGAUCAAGGAAAUCAUUAGGAUACUCAUACCCGCUGGGCUAUUUUUUAGAUUCCGAAGCCAAAUUGAGAUUUUUCGAAUUCAUUCAGGCAGAGCUAGAACACUCUCUGGAUAAGCUUGAUGAGAAGACAGAUGCUGAAUUGGAUGCUUUCUUUGACAUACGUCAAAGCUCAGCUGAGCAAUAUAGAAAGUUCAAUAAAUUCAGGAUUGAUACUACUAAGCUCAGCGAAAUUGUCACUAAUCACUUUUCUAAAUGCUUGACAGAAAUGGAAAACGGGUUUCCUGAUAUCCAAGCACCGACUCAAAGAGAAACUCCAUUGGAAAUACUUAUAUACGACUCUAAUUGGACUUGCCCUAGAUGCACAUUUGAAAAUUCUAGUGAAAGAAAUAGUUGCGAGAUCUGCCUUGCUCCGAAUCCCGAACUUUUUACUCUACGAUGCUAUUAA